Messenger RNA from Hordeum vulgare subsp. vulgare (domesticated barley), 889 nucleotides. RefSeq names its product cysteine proteinase 1-like. NCBI's taxonomy places the organism in Eukaryota, Viridiplantae, Streptophyta, Magnoliopsida, Poales, Poaceae. The record is from RefSeq and is a predicted model, not a curated record. Gene Ontology annotation, molecular function: cysteine-type endopeptidase activity. Gene Ontology annotation, cellular component: lysosome. The transcript is spliced from 4 exons. The coding region runs from base 1 to 828 and encodes 275 amino acids.
AUGCGGCCUGGGAGAGAGAUCGGUCGACCAACCGACCAAUCGGUGGGUGGGUGGGUGAACCGCGCGUCGGCGCCUCCGGUUACUCGAGUGGGUGGGAUUCAUGAUGGGGCCGACGGCCUCCCCGAGGACUUCGACUGGAGGGACCACGGCGCCGUCGGCCCCGGCUCGUGCGGGUCUUGCAGGUCGUUCAGCGCCUCCGGGGCGUUGGAGGGGGCAAACUACCUGGCCUCAUGCAAGAUGGAGGUGCUCUCCGAGCAGCAGCUGGUCGACUGCGACCACGAGUGCGACACAUCAGAGCCUGAUUCAUGCGAUGUUGUAUGCAACGGUGGGUUGAUGGCUUCAGCCUUCAGCUAUCUGUUGAAAUCUGGUGGCCUUGAGAGAGAAAAGGAUUACCCUUACACCGGGAAGGAUGGUACCUGCAAAUUUGACAAGUCCAAGAUUGAUGCUUCAGUUCAGAACUACAGCGUUGUCACUGUUGAUGAAGAACAGAUUGCUGCUAACCUUGUGAAAUAUGGACCUUUGGCAAUCGGUAUCAACGCCGCAUACAUGCAGACAUACAUUGGCGGAGUGUCAUGCCCAUACAUCUGCGGAAGGCACCUCGACCACGGCGUUCUUCUCAUCGGCUACGGGGCGUCCGGCUUCGCGCCUUCCCGCUUCAAGGAGAAGCCAUACUGGAUCGUCAAGAACUCGUGGGGCGAGAACUGGGGGGACCAGGGGUACUACAAGAUCUGCAGGGGCUCUAACGUGCGCAACAAGUGCAGCGUUGACUCCAUGGUCUCCACGGUGUCCGCCACACACUCCUCGAAGGAGGAGCAGGCUCUGGUCUGAUCUGUUAUGAUCUGAUCGGCGGCCCUCGUGGAGUCGAUCUUGGUUUCUAUGUAUCGCUAGA